Drosophila teissieri is the source of this 1826-nucleotide messenger RNA. RefSeq lists its product as uncharacterized. The transcript is spliced from 2 exons. The coding region runs from base 843 to 1268 and encodes 141 amino acids. NCBI's taxonomy places the organism in Eukaryota, Metazoa, Arthropoda, Insecta, Diptera, Drosophilidae. The record is from RefSeq and is a predicted model, not a curated record.
UGUAAAUAUAAAAGAUACUAAAUAGUUUGAAAGUUAGUCUUGUCAAACACCAGGGUCGGGCUGUGAAAUAUAAUAAAAAAAAGCUCACAGCGACCAGUUCGAUACAUGUAAAUAUACAUCGACAAAUCACUGCUUCGUAGCGAAUGGGAAAAGUGGUUGAGAGCGUUCCAAAUUUAUGCAGAAUCAGAGGAUAUCACAAACUUCAAGCAGAAGAGGACCAAGCUAUUACACCUUGGUGGAACUCAACUACAAUCAGUGGCAUUUUCACUACCUGAUGCUUUAGCAGAAUUCAACCAAGACGAGCCUAAUGAUGUGUUUCAAAUAUUAGUGGAUAAGUUGACAACAUCAUUCUCCCCCAAGCAGAACUCAUCGUUCGAGAGGCAUUUGUCGCUUCGGCAACAGAUCUAAAAAUGUGCAUUUGGAUCAACAAAAACGGAAAUAGACGAGAUCCGUCUAAAAGACAAGAUAAUCGACUCAUGGGCAACGGUGGAUUUAAAAAAAGAAGCUUUUAGAAAGGGAGCAUUCGCUGGACGAGAUUAUAGAAGCUUGCCAAAUCGACGAAGAAAUAAAAAAGCAAUCAGUUUCAAUGACUAAGUCUAUAUCAGAAUCAAUAAAUAAGAUUUCAACAAGAAAACCGGGAAAUCAAAAUAACGAAUGCGGAAGAUGUGGACGAGUUGGCCAUAAAGCAGACAGCUCCACCUGUCCAGCCCGACAAGCCAAAAGUAAUCGGUGUGGCCGUCUUGGUCAUUUUGGGUCUAAAUGCAGGACAAACUUGAAGAGACAACACUGGCAAUCACGAUCUAGAACACAAGAAGAAAUGGUACCCACCAGCUCAGUUCGGAAUGUUCAAGAUGAAAGCGGCCGCAAUAAAAAGACGAAAACGGAGAAUUGUUUUAAAUUCGAUAGUGAAGGCGAGGAAGAAUGGAUUAGAUGCCGAAUCGGUGAAGCAUAUAUAUCUCUUAUUAUUGACUCUGGGUCUAGGUACAACCUCAUCUGUCAAGCAGACUGGUAACGGCAUAGUCUUCAAUGUUCGGCCCAACUCACAGAACCAGUUUAAGGGCUACGCUUCGGAUCAAAUCCUUAAUGUAAUUUGCGUAUUUGAGGCACCAAUAUCAGUAAGUGGAAACGCGGAGAAGAUUGCCACCUUUUUUGUGAUCGAAAAAGGAAAGCAGUCACUAUUGGGCCGAGAAACGGCCAUUGGACUAAAAGUCUUGCGGCUCGGACUUGAGGUUCGACACAUUCAGGAAAUCUCUGCCUUCCCAAAGUAGAGGGGAGCAAGCGUUAAAUUGUCAAUUGACUAUGAUGUAAAGCCAGUACAGCAGCCUAUGCGGAGGAUCCCGAUUUCCCUGGAAGAUAAAGUGCGUGAAAAAAUUCAGGAGUCACUCAAACAAGACAUUAUUGAACCAGUAAAUGGAUCCAAUGGACCCCAAUGGUUUUAGUGUUCAAGGGAAACGGUGAUAUCAGAUUAUGUCUGGAUAUGCGUUUAGCAAACAAAGCAAUUCUCAGAGAGAAUUAUCCACUCCCUACGUUUGAGGCAUUCAUGACCAAACUCCGGUAUGCAAAGUACUUCUCUAGGUUGGACCUAAAAGACGCAUACCAUCAACUUAAGUUGGAUGAAAAAAGCCGGGAAAUAACAACUUUUAUAACCUCAAUAGGAUUAUUUCGCUAUAAACGGCUUAUGUUUGAGCAACUUUUGGCACCAGCCAUCAUAGUUUUUCGUAAGACUGAGGAAGAGCACGAUGAAGAGAUGAAGAACAAAGAAGAGACUCGAAGUUUUUUUGGGGCUGGGAACCUACGUGGGCGAAUUUAUAUCGGAGUUGGCAGAC